Messenger RNA from Condylostylus longicornis, 3046 nucleotides. It is a transcript of the gene btz, whose product is annotated as GATA zinc finger domain-containing protein 14. The coding region runs from base 204 to 2906 and encodes 900 amino acids. Gene Ontology annotation, cellular component: exon-exon junction complex. Gene Ontology annotation, biological process: mRNA processing. The transcript has 7 exons. Lineage: Eukaryota; Metazoa; Arthropoda; Insecta; Diptera; Dolichopodidae. Gene Ontology annotation, molecular function: mRNA binding. The record is from RefSeq and is a predicted model, not a curated record.
UAUUAGAAGAAUUGUACAAGUUGGGAAGAAAUAAAAUUUUUCUAAUAUAAAAAAUUCAACUUAGGAAAAAUCAAAAUAAACUUGUUAUUAUUCCAAAAAAAUAUUUUUAUGAAAAGAAUCUAAUAAAAGGACACACUUUGUCAGUAUAAUAGAUUUUAAACUUUUUAUAAAGAAUAAAAAAGUUUCCAAUUGAUUGAAAUAUAAUGGCGGAUGUUGUGGUACCUGUAACUGUAGAAAAUGAGGCUGUCCCAGAUUCCCCAUCCAGUGGGGCAGACUUAGAAAAGCAGCAUUCUUUUGAAAAAUCUACAACGACCACAUCACAUCACCAUGAUUCAGAAUAUGACACCGCUAGUGACUUAGAAGGUGGGGAAGAAGAUUAUGAUGAAGAAAAUGACGAGAGUGGCGAUGAGGAUGAUAAGGAUGAAGAUUUGGAAGGUUCUGGCUCGGAAACAGGUAGUGAAUAUGAUGAAGAAGAUGAAGAAAGGCAACGUGGUGAUGGACAAGAACAAAUUGAUAACGUCAAAAAAGUUGAUGAAGAUCGUAGUAACCCCCAGUAUAUACCUAAAAAGGGUACAUUUUAUGAGCAUGAUGACAGAACAACUGACGAACCUGAAGUAGUAGAAAUAUCCAAAAGUACUGCAGAAGGUAAUUGCGAAAAUGCAGCAAAAGCAACAGUUCCAACAAUUUCUUCAGCCUCUAAAACAAUGAAAAAGUGGCAACCAGCUUCUGUAGUAGAUCGAUGGUCUCAUGAUAGAUAUGAUGAAAAUGAGCAAGCACCAAAAUCUAGAGCUGAACUUGUAUCUGCCUAUGGAUACGAUAUCAGAAGUGAAGAUGGACCGCCAAGGGCUCGUAGACGUCGCCGUUACGGUCGGGGCCCAAGCAAAUAUAAUCGCAAAUGGGAAGAUGAAAGCGCAUACAUAAAAAGUAAUACUCAUCGUAGACCACCUAAAGCUGAAGAUUUUCCAGCUUUAAAUGAAAAGAAGAGCCGCAGAAAUUCGCGAAAACAUCGUGAUGAAAAAGAAAAUCGUUUCGAUAAUAAAAAUUUGGAUAGUCAGUUGUCAAAGCGAGAAAAUUUCGGCAGAGCGGAUAAAACGAAUAGAAAUAGUAAAAAUUAUAGAUCUGGAACAUCUGGGAGUAGUAACAACCAAAAUAGAAGAAGUAUGGAGUUCAAAAACAAAAACCGGGGAAUUGACGAGAAGGUACACUUCGAUAAUAACCGUCAUGCUGAUGAAAAUAAUGUGCGGAUCCAACCAAUUCCAGCAAACCGAAACUUCGACGAUUAUACCAAUAAGCAAGUUGAUACUCAGAGGCAACAAAUUCAACAACAUCAACAACCGUCGAUUUCAACUCAAGCAUCUGAACGUUUUAAUAAUGGGUUCAAUGAUAAUCUCAUAAAUUACAAUUCGCAAAAUCAUGGUAAUUCACCUGGUUCCAACCAAUUUUUAUCAAGAGAUAUGAAAGACCCAAAAUUAAAUCAAAACCAUGUUGCAAAUCAAACAAAAACAUCCUCACAAAUUUUAUCGCAAUCUGUACAAAAUAAGCAAUCAAAUAUACAAAAUAAUCAAUUGCAGACCAGACUGCAACAAGUGCAAAAUAGAAAUGAUCCAAGUCAUGUCGGUAGUGUUCAAAUGCACUCUUUGGCUUCGCAACAGCAAUCUUUACAUCAACAAGGUUCUAGCUCUUCUAAUACACUGAGUCAAAAUAUAAUUCCUGCUGAUUUAAAUCAACAGCCAGAGCAAGGACGUCCUAAACGUUACUCUAGUCUUAGGCAAAGAAAUCAAACCGAUCAAAGUGUCAUGCAGCAAAUAGUUUCUCCCACCCCUGCAGGUUUGCCAAAUGCUUCACCACAUCAACAAAUAGAUCAACAUAGUAUACAACAGAUGCAUUUACAGCAUGAUCAUGUGGCUGUAGCAGCUGCAGCAGCGCAUCAGCAACAACAAGCCUUACUGCAGGCAAAUUUAAUACAGCUUUAUCAAGACAAUUUGCAAGCACAGCAAGUUGGUGUUCCAGCAAUAACUAACCUAAAUCAAAGCAAAACCACAGCGUCAACUAAUGUUCCACAAACAUCGCAAUUUCCUGGAAUAGUUCAUAAUUCGCAAUUUCCUUCACAGCCAGCAGCUGGCUCUGCUCCAGCAUAUUAUUCCCCUGGACCAAAUGAAUAUGCUGUUGGACCACCAAAUGUUCCUGGUACAGCGCCACAACCACCAUACGCUAUACCAUAUGGCCCUCAGACACAACCCCCACCAAAUGUUCAACAGGCAACUCCAUCCCAAACUGCACAACCAAAUUCAUUGUCAGCAAACCCGACUGCCCCAUUUACGAAUUAUCCGCCGCCAAACUCUAGCUCGCAGUAUCCAGCAACUGUAUCUCCAGCACAACAAUUUAAUACAGUUGGAGGUACAACCUAUUUCGUACCACAUACACAACCAACGCAAAGACAAAGUUCGUUGCCGCAACGCAGACCAACAAAUGCUAUACCUAUUUUACCCCCAUCGGAUAAAAACAAAUCCAGUAAUUCUCAGCAAACAAAUGGUAGUAGUCUUGAGAAAGAAAAUAAUAGCAAUGCACCAGCUGUUGGAAGUGUGGAAAAUAUUGAUCACAUAUUAGACAAUAUGUUUGUUCAAAGACAGCCUUUUCAGCCUGCUAUACAACAAAGCUCUUCGCAAACAUCAAUAGUAUCCAACGCAUCAACUACAGCAUCAACAACAUCGUCUCAGGGUAAUAAUACUCAAAAAGCUUCAGAAAAUAGAAUUGAUGAAGCAAUAAAGAACUUGUCCAUUGUUGAUUCUGAUUCAACAAUUAAUUUAAGUGAAAAAUCUGGUGAUAAUUCGGCUAGUGAAGCUAAAACAGAUAAGUCAUCUAACAUACAACCAGAAGGUUCUUUAGACAUAAGAGAUCCUAAGUAAUUAAAAAUAAAUUAUAGUUUCGAAUGCUUUUUUAAUAUUAUUGAAGAUAAAUAUUAAUCAUUUAAUUGAAUAUGUUUGUGCUAGUUCUAAGCGAAUUGUAAAGAAAUUAUGAAAUAAAAAUAUUUUAUUGGAAAAUUGAA